AACUAUAGGAUACGGGUGCUUUGUUGUGAAGCAAACCCGGACUGUGUAACAACAUCUAUCCCAACUACCACCCCUACGACCUCAACUUUUCCGGUCUCAACAACAACGCCCAUUGUUACGAAGACACCGGAAAUGCUAACUAUGACCAUUCCCCCACCCACCUCAACAGGGCCAACCGCAACCACCAGCAGCACCACCACCAAAGAGACAACACCCACCAUCACAACAACCGUUACCAGGCCCACAACUCCCACAAUAAGCACUACCGCUCUGCCCACCACCACAACGUUACCUUCUACAAGCACAACUCUCCCCACGACCAUCCCAACGAAGACCACCCCAUGUGCACCCGUCACCUGCCAGUGGUCAGAAUGGUUUGAUGUUGACUUUCCGGUUUCUGGACCCGAAGGAGGAGACUUUGAAACAUACAGCAAUAUACGAGCUGCGGGAGGCAACUUCUGUAGAAACCCUAUCGAUAUACAAUGUCAGGCUGAAAGCCACCCACACCUAACCAUAGAAGAGGUUGGUCAAGUUGUUCAGUGUAAUGUCACAGUUGGACUGGGUUGCCGGAAUAAGGACCAAACUGGGAAAGCUAAGCGAUGCCUGAACUAUAGGAUACGGGUGCUUUGUUGUGAAGCAAACCCGGACUGUGUAACAACACCCAUCCCAACCACCACCACUACGACAUCAACUUUUCCGGUCUCAACCACAACGCCCAUUGUUACAAAGACACCGGAAGUGCUAACCACAAGCGUUCCCCAAACCACCUCAACAGGGCCAACCGCAACCACCAGCAGCACCACCACCAAAGAGACAACACCCACCAUCACAACAACAGUUACCAGGCCCACGACUCCCACAAUAACCACUACCGCUUUGCCCACUACCACAACGUUACCUACUCCAAGCACAACUCUCACCACGACCAUCCCAACGGAGACCACCCCAUGUGCACCCGUCAUCUGCCACUGGUCACAAUGGUUUGAUGUUGACUUUCCGGUUUCUGGACCUGAAGGAGGAGACCUUGAAACAUUCAGCCAUAUACGGGCUGCAGGAGGCAAAUUCUGUAGAAACCCUGUCAAUAUACAAUGUCAGGCUGAAAGCCAGCCAGACCUAACCAUUGAAGAGGUUGGUCAAGUUGUUCAGUGUGAUGUCACAGUUGGACUGGUUUGCCGGAAUAAGGACCAAACUGGGAAAGCUAAGCGAUGCCUGAACUAUAGGAUACGGGUGCUUUGUUGUGAACCAAACCCGGACUGUGUAACAACGCCUGUAAUCACAACUGUUAUCAGCCCCACAUCACCUGGGAUAACCACUACUGCUUUGCCCCGAACCACAGCGUUACCCCCUCUAAGAACAACUCUCACUACCUUUACCCCACUGCAGACAACAGCCAUCCCAACCACCACCUCUACUCCUUUGAUAACCACAACCACCACCAGUGCCACCACCAAAGAAAUCACACCUUCUGUGGUAACUACAGAAAUACCUACUCAAACCUCCUUAGGCAGCAGCACAAGUCAUUGUUUCUGCCAGAUUGGAGAAAAGAUUUAUAAACCUGGUGAAAUUAUUUAUCAACAAACAGACAGCGAUGGUUGCCUUUAUUUUGCCAUUUGUGGUAGUACAUGUUCUGUUGAAAGACACAAGGGGCCAUGCAGAUCAACAACAGCCGAACCCACCUCUUCUCCCACAGUAGUCUCCACCACUCCUAUUACCACUACCACUACAAUUGGCACUACCCUACCACCUGGCUGCCCUGAUACUAUUCCACCCCGGGAGGUGGGUGAGACAUGGAUAACAAACUGCACCAAAUCAACAUGUUUAGGAAACAACAACAUUGUGAUAAGUAAAGUGAAGUGUCCACCAGUACAGAAUAUUGUGUGUGAAAAUGGCUACCCACCAACAAAAAUCUUCUCAGAGGAUGGUUGUUGUUAUCACUAUGAAUGUCAAUGUAUUUGUAGUGGCUGGGGUGAGCCUCACUUUAUCACAUUUGAUGGAGUCUACUACAAUUUCUUGGACAAUUGCACUUAUGUACUGGUGCAGCAAAUUAUACCAAAAUAUGAUAAUUUUAAAGUCCUUAUUGAUAAUUACUACUGUGAUUCAGAAGAUCAACUUUCCUGUCCCCAGUCUAUUAUUAUACACUACAAAUCUUCGGUCGUAGUGUUAACUCGCCAACGCUUUAAUGGAAUAGAAACUAACAAGAUCUAUUUCAAUGGGAAAGUUGUCACAACAGGUUUCCAGAAAGACGGUAUUUAUAUCUACAUUAUUGGCAUUAAUAUGGUGGUUGAAAUUCCUGAAGUUGGAGCUAUUGUCACCUACAAUGGUUUAGUCUUCUCGAUAAAGCUUCCAUACAGCAAGUUUGGCAACAAUACUGAAGGACAAUGUGGUACUUGCACUAACAAUAGGACAGAUGAAUGUCGCUUACCAAAUGGUGAAGUAACAGGUUGUUCCCACAUGGCUCCCCAUUGGAAAGUGCCUGAUUCUAAAAAAGAUUACUGCUUUGGACCAACACCAUCUGUACCAACUUUCACUACACCUCCACCUGGAACAUGUAGCCCAGCUCCUCUCUGUUCCCUGAUUUUGAAUGAAACCUUCUUGGAGUGCCAUAAGUUCAUACCCCCAGAACCUUACUUCCAAGGCUGUCUCUUUGAGGCUUGCAACACAAAAAAUGUCUCCAUGCAGUGUUCAGAAUUAGAGACAUAUGCUUCUAUCUGCGCCUCUAUAGGUGUUUGUAUCGAUUGGCGAGGGAAGACCAACAAUGCAUGCCCAUUUAGCUGUCCUACAGAUAAAGUAUAUGAUCCAUGUGGCCCCAUCAAUCCUCCCACAUGUAACAAUGAUCCUCAGGAGACUGGAAUAAUGGAAGGUUGCUUCUGUAAAAAUGGAACCAAACUCUUCAGUGCCCACAAGGAUAUCUGUGUCCCUGAUUGUGGUUGUACUGGACCAGAUGGGUUACCCAAAGCGCCUGGAGAAACUUGGAUUAGCAAUUGCCAGAACUGUACUUGUGAGGAACAUUCUCUUGUAGUACAAUGUACAAAAGAACCAUGUCCUACAAAACCUACUCCUGUGGAAUGUUUUUUUGAAGGGUUUGUACCCAUCACAAUAUUAACCCCUGAAGAAAAGUGCUGUCCUCAAAAACACUGUGUGUGCAACACUUCUCACUGUCCCAAGUCUAUUGAAACCUGUCCAUUAGGAUAUGAAUUAAAGAAGGAAAACAUGCCAGGAGACUGCUGCAUUAACACCACUUGUGUGAAAGUACCAGGCUGUGUUGUCAAUGGGAGCUUCUACAAUCCUGGGGCAGUCAUACCAGGAGGAUUAUGUGAAUCAUGCAGAUGCUCUGAAAAAGAACAUCCAGAAAACAAGGUGGAGUGUGUGUUUCAAACAUGUGACAAAAGAUGCCCAGUGGGUCAAGAAUACAAGGAAAUACCUGGACAAUGCUGUGGUCAUUGCACUCAAGUAGCUUGUGUUCUGACAGACUUGUAUCCUGUCCAAGUGAUCAAGCCAGGAGAAAUCUGGUACCCACAAGGAGACAAUUGUACUUUCUAUGAAUGUGAACACAUGGAGAACCAAUAUAUUACUGUCACUAUCAAGAAAUCCUGCCCUCCAUUUGAUCCAUCUAAAUGCCAACUUGAGGAUGUGCAGGUAACUGAGGAUGGCUGUUGCAAGUUGUGCAGAUCAACAGCAAAAGAACCCUGUGCACCAAGAAGUAUCAAUAAAACAAUAAAACACAAUGGCUGUGAAGCUUCUUCACCUAUCCAAGUAACAUACUGUGAAGGCAACUGUGACAGCAUUUCAAAGUAUUCAUAUGAAGCAAACACAAUGGAUCAUAAAUGCUCAUGUUGUCGAGAGCGAAAGACUAGGAAGAGGCAGGUGACCUUGAUUUGCCCCCAUGGUUCCACUGUGGAUUAUUCUUACAUCCAUGUUGAUGAGUGUGAGUGUGUCAACAGUGAAUGCACCAUUCUGCCCACUCCCACACCACCUCAGCAAGAACAGCAACAAGAGGUGUCCACCUUCCCACCACAGCAGCAGCAGCAAGAGGAGCAGCAGCAGCAGCAGCAAGAGCAGCAGCAGCAGCAGCAGCAAGAGCAGCAGCAAUUUAUUACUAUUGCAACAAGGGGAAGAAAAACCUGUGAAGUGUGGGUGCUGCUGAAGAAGACUAUCUGUUUACAUGAUACCAUCAGCAUAGUAAUUGUAUGA
This is a messenger RNA of Python bivittatus (Burmese python), 4191 nucleotides long. The record is from RefSeq and is a predicted model, not a curated record. Lineage: Eukaryota; Metazoa; Chordata; Lepidosauria; Squamata; Pythonidae.